This is a messenger RNA of Pseudophryne corroboree (corroboree frog), 2144 nucleotides long. It is a transcript of the gene SOWAHD, whose product is annotated as sosondowah ankyrin repeat domain family member D. Gene Ontology annotation, molecular function: protein binding. The coding region runs from base 474 to 1394 and encodes 306 amino acids. The transcript is spliced from 2 exons. The record is from RefSeq and is a predicted model, not a curated record. NCBI's taxonomy places the organism in Eukaryota, Metazoa, Chordata, Amphibia, Anura, Myobatrachidae.
CUUCCACAUGUGACCUCUCCAUGGUGAUUGGUGAAUACAUGUUGUUAUCUCUUUCCCUUCUCCUCUGUCUCUGUGUGCGAGUGCCGAACCUGAGGUCGCGCUUAUACAGUAGUUAUACCACCAGUAACCAGACAACCAGUCAGACAGGUUCCAGGUGCAGAAGCUACAACGGAGAAAGCUGUGAGUAGAACGUUUGCUGUGGUCACAGGAAGGCGGAAGGGAUCUCAGUGAAGGCAGAAGGCAGGGAUCUGGACACUGUGGGCACGGGUCACUACCAGAGCUCUCCUGUCACACCUUGUCAUGGCAGCAAAAACCCAGAAUAAGGAAGUAACUCGCAAUAUUUUACAGAAGACGUUUACCACUAAUGCCAUUUCUGCGCUGGCUAAUGUCGUGUGACUCAGAGGCAGGUGGCAGCUGAAGAUCAAAAGCCUCUAAUGUUAAAUGACUGCUACUGAUCUGACACUUUGGUAAGCAUGUACAGGAAGAUGGAAGCUGCCAUUCUAGGUUGGCAAGGUACUAACAAAGAAACUGGGGGGAUUAAACGGCAACGACCCUGCAGCACACAAACACUGAAUGGCAGUACACAAGAAGAUGCCGUGACCAGAAUACGAGAUGCAGCAAGCGUGAAAAGGAUAGCGAGCCUGAGCAGAACUCCGUCACCUGCUACAAUAAGUAAGAGGAAGAGAGGGAUGAGGGGGAGUCUGUGGGGCAUGACUGGUUCCCUGCCUUUUGGCGGAGCAUGGAUCUCAGCGGCUAGUUUCGAUGUUGAUGCUCAAGAACAGCAGCUGGAUUCGGGGGUAAAUGGUUUGGUACUUGAUCCAAUGGAACAUGCCUGGAUGAUUAUGGCUGCAGAAGGCAGCUACGAAGAGCUGCAGGAGUCACUCCAGGAGGAUCCCAACUUGCUUUACAAGAGAGAUUUUGUGACUGGUUACUCUGUGAUCCAUUGGAUAGCCAAACAUGGCCACCAUGAGGAUUUAAUCAGACUUAUGGAGUUUGCAAGCACUAGAGGCCAUUUUUUGGAUAUCAAUACCCGCGCUAGUGGGGGGCUAACUGCACUCCAUAUUGCAGCACUACAAGGACAUGGCAUGAUUAUCAAAGUGUUGGUAGGUGCUUACAACGCAGAUGCCCAUAUUCGCGACCAUAGUGGGCAAAAGGCUUGGCAGUAUUUACGGCCUGGUACUGAUGGUAGUCUUCUGGUACUCCUGGGGGCUCCUGAAAAAGAAGCCGGGGCUCUGGCUGCAGCAAACAACAACAACAACAGUCAUGUUACCACCAUCAUGCGCACUGUCCAACGAGACUGUGAUCAAACGGACUCUGCUGAUAGGAUGGCAGUGGCAGUAGCACCCAUAAGGAACUUUCUAAAAAACGCCUAUAGUUUCCUCAAGAAAUGGUAACUAUCGGCCCCUUUCAAAUUCAAUAUUUGUUACAAUCUAGAAUAAUAUAUUACAUUUGCACUUGAUUACAUUUAUAAAUAGAAAUUGAACAUUUCAAUCAAAGAAACCUUGAUCAAUAUGAAAUAUAUAACAAGUAUGAAAAAAUGAAUGAAUGUAAUAAGCUUAGUGAAUAAGAGGUUUAUGGUUGUAUUUCCAUUUAAGCACUUUAUAGCAGGAAAUGUAAGGGCAACAUGAAACCUUGUGAUGUCAAGUAAUAACCUAAAGGAUCAAAAGCAGUGACUCUAAAAUAAUACAGAACAUAGAAACCUUUUAUAUAAGGAUUAGUGUAAAUAUGUAAACUACAGGUACAGAUAUGUUAUGCAUAGGAAGUCAUUAUGGGAAAUAUUUCAAUUGCAAUUCUGUUUUUCAUUUAUUUUUGUAUUAAAAAAGAAAUAUGGACAAGUAUGUCUUGAACAGGUUUCAAGAUAUACUUACAGUACUCAUAGAGAUUAAUAUUCUGUAAUUGUAAACGUCAUUACACACCUUCAUAUUUAUGUAUGAUUGUGUAUCCAGGACAUCUUGUUUUGUGUGUCUUUUCUAAAAGUAUGUUGCUGGUAUUUUCCUAUGUUUACGAACAUCUAUGCAAAUAAAAUGAAACUUUACAUAUGAAAAAAAUCAAGACUGAGCUAAAAUUCAUUGAUCAGUCUGAGCAAUAACUUUUGUUAGCAGCUCUGUCUAACCAUAAAAUAAAAUUUUUCCUGCACCAACAAA